AUGACUCCUUCAACCAUAUCAUCUUCAAAUAAUGUCCCUCGGACUUCAGAUAUAGAAUUACCUGAAUCUUAUACAUCAUUACCUCAACCUCAAUCACAAACACAAUCACAAGUUCCUGUCAUAAAUCCAAAUUUGGCUAAAAGAGUUCAUCGUGAAGUAAGAUUUGGUAAUUAUAUCCUUGGUUCUACUUUAGGUGAAGGUGAAUUUGGUAAAGUCAAAUUAGGUUGGAGAAAAGAUGGUAAAUUCCCCAAUCAAGUGGCUAUAAAAUUAAUAAAACGUUCAACUAUAUUAAAGGAUUCUGAUAGUGAAGUUAAAAUUCAUCGUGAAAUAAAUUCUUUAAAACUUUUAAAUCAUCCCAAUAUCGUUAAUUUAGUCGAAGUUAUGAAAAGUGGGAAAUAUAUCGGUAUAGUAUUAGAAUAUGCUUCUGGUGGUGAAUUAUUCGAUUAUAUCUUACAUCAUAAAUAUUUAAAAGAAAAUGUGGCUAAAAAAUUAUUUGCUCAAUUAGUUAGUGGAGUUGAUUAUAUGCAUUCAAAGGGUUUAAUUCAUCGUGAUUUAAAAUUAGAAAAUUUAUUAUUAGAUAAACAUAAAAAUGUUAUUAUAUCAGAUUUUGGAUUUGUCAAUUCUUAUAAUAAAGAUAAAAAUGAUUUCAUGAAAACAAGUUGUGGUUCUCCAUGUUAUGCAGCUCCAGAAUUGGUUUUAACUCAAUCUCCUUAUGAAGGUAGAAAAGUGGAUAUUUGGUCUCUUGGAGUUAUAUUAUAUGCCAUGUUAUCAGGUUAUUUACCCUUCGAUGAUGAUCCUGAAAAUGAAGAUGGUUCAGAUAUUGUGAAAUUAUAUCAUUAUAUUUGUAAAACUCCUUUAACUUUCCCUGAAUAUGUUUCUCCUUUAGCAAGAGAUUUAUUAAGAAAAAUCAUUGUCCCAGAUCCAAAAAGAAGAAUUAAUUUAAAUGAAAUUAGAAAUCAUCCUUGGUUAAGUCCUUAUGCUAAUUUAUUAUCGAUUAGACAACCGGAAUGGGAUAAAAUUCAUAAAGAUAAUCAAGUUUCAUCAUUAUCAUCCCCUGCUUCUCAUAUCACUCCAUCAUCUAAAUUAAAUCAAAAUAAGAGAUUCUCAAUGAUAAAUGAAAGAACUAAUUCUUCAGCUUUAAUCAUCUCAACUGCAUUCGAUUCCAAUGUUUCAUCUGUUUCUACCGUUGGUGGUCAUGGAAGAUCUUAUUCUUCAACCAGUAUUACUCAAUUAUAUUCAUCUCCAUCUAUUUCAUCAUCAUUAGCAAAUGCAGUAGCAUUACCAAAACAAGACCCAUCCAACAUUACUGGAGGUACUAGUGUUGAUGAUUCAAGUAUUCAAUCAAGAUCAUCAUCUCCAACUAAAUCAUCUCGUGGUCAUACCAAAUCUGCAUCUGUAUCAAAUUCAUAUUCUUCAGCAAGUAUAGCUCUUAAGGCCGUGGUAAAAGAAAAUAAUUCAAGAUCUUCAUUUGAUUCUCUUCAACAACCUAUAUUUACUCCACCUCCAACUACUUCUAAACAUCCUCAUUUUGCAAACUCUAUGAAUAUUCAAAGAUCAACCACAUAUACUGGAACUGCUAUUUCAACCAUUGUUGAAAGUCCAACUAAACCAGUUUCUAAUGUUAAUAAUAUGGAUGAAUCAAUAUCUACUCCUGCACCUCCAUUAUCAGCUAAUCCUCCAUCAUCAAGGGAUUCAAAUAGAUUACCUCAUGCCACCAAGAAACCAAGACCAACUUCUUAUCAUCCAUCAUCAAUGUCAUCAUCUUUAAUGGCUAAUAAUAAUUCUGGUUCUUCAACUGCAUUAUUAGAUUAUAUCAAAAUCCCAACUGGUUUACCAAUUCCUCAAUUCUUAUCAUCAUCUCCAACUAAAUCAAUUGCACCAUCUGAACAUCUUAUUGGUCAUUCUGAUUCGAUAAGUCCAUUAGGAAAAUCUCCAAAGACUUCUACUGCAUCAAGAAGAAAUUCAGUAGUUACUCAUGUUCACGUUAAUGGCGUGUUAAGCAGUGAUAGUAUGAAUGCUUCUAUGCAAUCCCCAGAUUAUAAUAAGAGAAAUUCAGUAUUAAGUUAUUUGGAAGAUAAAAUUGAUACUUUGGAAUUAACUGAACUGCAUAGUCCGGUAAAGAAUAAUUUCAUGAGUGAAUCAGUUACACCUCAAAUUAAUCAACAACCUAUAUUUGAUACUCAAUCUAGUUCACCAGUGGUUCAAGUUAAAGAUGAAUUUAAAGAAAAGAUUGAUGAUAAUGAAAUAGCACCAACUCCUAUUGAAACGGAAAUCGUCAAAUCAAGUCCUAGUCCAAUCCAAGUCACUUCUAUCAAAGAUAAUUCUAAAGAGAAGGAUUUAGAAAAUUCAGUUGAAAUGGUUCAAGAGAAAUCUCUGGAAACAGUUGAUAAAGUUGAAGAAGUUUCUAAAAUUGUUACCAAAUCAGAUGUUAAGAAACCAUCAAGUAGAGAAUCUACACCACCUAUUAGAGUCAGAGAAGAUUCUAAUAAAGAGAAUAGAGAUGUUAAGGAAGCUAAGAAACGUAAUAGAUUCAGUUUAUUAUCAUUCUAUAGUACUUAUAAUUCAUCAACCUCCAAUAUUUCAACUUUGCAUACCACCUCACCAUCAACUACUACCUCCAACAAUACUAAUAAUAAGAAAGUGUUAGAACCAUCUGAUAUUAAUAUUGCUAAUACCCCAUACAAAGAUCAACAAAAAAGAGUUCAUUCAGGAUCAUCGGCUCAUUCAAAAAGAUCAACCAUCACAGCCGGCUCAUCAUCAGCUUCAUCUAGAGAUAGUAAUAAAGAAGCAAGUGCUGCUAAAAAAGUAAUGGAUUUCUUCAAAAGAAGAAGUGUUAGAAUUGGUUAA
Messenger RNA from Scheffersomyces coipomensis, 2847 nucleotides. RefSeq names its product protein kinase. Gene Ontology annotation, molecular function: protein serine/threonine kinase activity; ATP binding. Gene Ontology annotation, biological process: intracellular signal transduction; protein phosphorylation. Gene Ontology annotation, cellular component: cytoplasm. Bases 1 to 2847 code for a protein of 948 amino acids. The record is from RefSeq and is a predicted model, not a curated record. The transcript has a single exon. Lineage: Eukaryota; Fungi; Ascomycota; Pichiomycetes; Serinales; Debaryomycetaceae.